UCCGACUGCUCCCCCAGCGCAGUGCGCGGAGCUGGGCCAGAAGCGGAGCGGCGUCGGCCGGGGGCAGCAGCGGCUCCGGCUUCCUCCCGUGGUCUCUGCGCCCCGGCGGGCGGGCUCGUGGCGGGGGGAGUCUCUCCGCGGGGGUUUUGGUCAGGGUGUUAUAUAAUGAGGCUUUUACAAUGGCUAAUGACCCCUUGGAAGGUUUCCAUGAAGUAAACCUAGCUUCCCCUACUUCACCAGAUCUUCUUAGUGUAUAUGAGCCAGCAGCUCAGGAGCAAGCUACCUCACCAAGUGUUAUCUACCGGCCAUAUCCUCUGUGUGCAACACCUGUUCAGCCUAACACAUUAGAUGUUUCUGACCUUCCUACACAACCUGUUUAUUCAUCUCCCAGACAUUUGAAUUGUGGAGAAAUAGCAGGUAUUAGCAUUCAUAUUGCAGAUUCAGUACCUUGUUCCACCUCUGGAGUCACAGCUGGUUUAACUAAACUGCAAUCCAGAAAGGAUAGCAACAGUGCUGAGAGAGAAUUUUUACAGGAUGCCACAAUAACAGAGAUUUCUGAUGGCAAUGAUGACUUUUUUGGAUUGAGUACUGACAGUCUGUCUCGUUUGCGGAGCCCAUCUGUUCUAGAAGUGAGGGAAAAGGGUUAUGAAAGAUUAAAAGAAGAACUUGCAAAAGCUCAGAGGGAACUGAAACUAAAAGAUGAAGAAUGUGAGAGACUUUCGAAAGUCCGAGAUCAGCUGGGACAAGAAUUAGAAGAACUCACAGCUAGUCUGUUUGAGGAAGCUCAUAAAAUGGUGAGAGAAGCUAAUAUCAAGCAGGCAACAGCUGAAAAACAAUUAAAAGAAGCACAGGGAAAGAUUGAUGUACUUCAAGCAGAAGUUGCUGCCUUAAAGACACUUGUGUUGUCCACUUCACCAACAUCACCAAUUCAAGAGCUUCCGCCAAGUGGAAAGGCUCCUUUCAAAAAGGGACAUGCGAGAAAUAAAAGCACAAGCAGUGCUAUGAGUAGCAGUCAUCAGGACCUCACUGUGAUGCAGCCUAUUGUAAAAGACUGCAAAGAGGCUGACUUAUCUCUGUAUAACGAGUUCAGAUCUUGGAAGGAUGACCCCACAAUGGACAGAACAUGCCCAUUCUUAGACAAAAUUUAUCAGGAAGAUAUAUUUCCGUGCUUAACCUUUUCCAAAAGUGAGUUGGCUUCAGCUGUUCUGGAGGCUGUGGAAAACAAUACGCUAAGCAUUGAACCAGUGGGACUGCAACCUAUUCGAUUUGUAAAAGCUUCUGCAGUUGAAUGUGGAGGACCAAAGAAAUGUGCUCUCAGUGGUCAGAGUAAGUCAUGCAAACACAGAAUUAAAUUAGGAGACUCAAGCAACUACUAUUACAUUUCUCCUUUUUGCAGAUACAGGAUCACAUCAGUGUGUAAUUUUUUUACAUACAUUCGCUAUAUCCAGCAAGGACUUGUGAAACAGCAGGAUGUUGAUCAGAUGUUUUGGGAAGUUAUGCAAUUGAGAAAAGAGAUGUCAUUGGCAAAACUGGGAUAUUUCAAGGAGGAACUUUAAUUCACCACACUGGAUAUGCAUGAACUUCACUGAAUAACUAAAAUGGCUGCAUUUUUUUAUGGUCUCUUGAUAUUUAUUUCCAAGGAGUUGGGUCCAAGAUCUUUUAUCCUGUUUUGCAAAACGCAUUAAGGAAUACUGUGAUUUGUUUCAAACUGACACAUACUGUGUACGCUUACGUAAAACUUUAAUUGAACAAACUAAGACAAAGACUUGCAGGUGUACUUGUGAUUGUAAUUUAUAGUUGCAAAAAAAAUCUAAUUAAAUAAAUGUUAGAUUGAAGA
Molecule: messenger RNA, 1837 nt
Organism: Trichosurus vulpecula (common brushtail)
Lineage: Eukaryota; Metazoa; Chordata; Mammalia; Diprotodontia; Phalangeridae
Gene: RAB3IP
Product: RAB3A interacting protein
Exons: 11
Coding region: 180-1556 (458 amino acids)
Biological process (GO): exocytosis
Cellular component (GO): Golgi to plasma membrane transport vesicle
Molecular function (GO): guanyl-nucleotide exchange factor activity
Source: RefSeq, a predicted model, not a curated record